ACGGAGUUAUACCUCCUCGUGGUUGCAUCUACCAAAUGAGUGAGGAAGAGUUAAGUGUGCUACAAGCACAACUCGACGACCUUCUUGAGAAAGGCUGGAUUCGUCCUAGCUCCUCACCAUACGGUGCUCCCGUUCUCUUCGUCCGGAAGAAGAACAAGGAUUUGCGGUUGUGCAUCGAUUAUCGCAAGCUCAACGCGCAAACGGUCAAGAACGUCGGUCGUCUUCCACGCAUCGACAACCUCCUCGAACGGUUGGGCGGCGCCAAGUUCUUCUCCAAGCUAGACCUCAAAUCAGGAUAUCACCAACUCGAGAUUCGGCAGGAGGACCGCUACAAGACCACGUUUAAAACGCGAUAUGGGCUUUUCGAAUGGUUGGUUAUGCCUUUUGGCCUUACGAAUGCCCCAGCCACAUUCCAAGCAGCUAUGACAACGGAGUUCCGACACAUGCUGGAUCGAUUCGUGCUCAUCUACCUCGACGACAUUUGGUGUACAGUCGAGUACAAAGCCAACCGCGACAAAUGCGAAUUCGCACGGCAGGAGCUGGAGUACUUGGGACAUUACGUGACGCCGCAAGGCAUCCGUCCGAUUGCGGACAAGAUCGAGGCCAUUCGCGUAUGGCCCGAGCCCACCAACACCACGGACGUUCGUUCAUUCAUGGGGUUGGCAGGCUACUAUCAGCGAUUCAUCACCGGGUACUCAAGGAUUGCUGCACCUAUGACGAGAUUACAAUCGCCAAAGGUGCCAUUCGUAUUCGAUGACGACGCACGCCAGUCAUUCCAAGCACUUAAGACGGCCAUGCUCAUGGCACCCGUCCUUAGCAUCUAUGACCCCACCCUGCCUACAAGAGUGACAACUGACGCUUCCGGCUAUGGCAUUGCGACAGUCUUGGAACAACACGACGGCGACAACUGGCACCCUGUGGAGUAUUUCAGCCACAAAGUGCCUCCCCUCAAUUCGCUUGAUGAUGCAAGGAAGAUGGCGCUGCUCGCGUUCAUGAUGGCUCUCAAGCGAUGGCGGCACUUCCUCCUUGGACGUCGUAGGUUCACAUGGGUCACGGACAACAAACCAUUGACCUACUACAAGAUGCAGGAUACGGUGAGCAGCACGAUCGGACGAUGGAUGUACUUCAACGACCAAUUUGACUUCACACCGAAACACCUCCCCGACCUCUCCAAUCGCGCCACAGAUGCACUCUCGCGAAGACCCGAUCUUUGCGCUAUGACACAUCAUGCCUUCGCAUUCGACGAGGAAGUCCAGCGACACUUCAUCCGGGGCUACGAGUCUGAUCCGGACUUCGCCACGUUGUAUGCGCAACUAUCUUCGGAUCACCCGCUGGCCAGGCACUAUCACAUUGCCGACGGGUACUUGCUCCUCCACUAGAGAGGCAAGGACUUACUAUGUGUCCCACGAGACCAUCGUCUUCGGACUCACCUUCUCGGCGAGUAUCAUGAUUCGUGAGUCGCCGGCCAUUUCGGA
This is a messenger RNA of Chara braunii, 1475 nucleotides long. NCBI's taxonomy places the organism in Eukaryota, Viridiplantae, Streptophyta, Charophyceae, Charales, Characeae. The record is from the annotation of a GenBank genome assembly.